UUGUUGGAAUUUUGCAUAAAGCAUUUGGAAAUUAUUAUACUAAAUAAUAAAUUGCCCCUCUCUGUUUACUGUUUAGCACUUAAGUCUUUACAUAUAAAUUAAAAAAAUGCAACGCCAGUGUUCACGCUUCUUUGUCGUUUGAUUUGAUUUUAAGUUUUAACAGAAUUUAUGUUAAAUUACAUUGUAAAUAUGAGUUUGCUCGUUUGGUCCAUUCUCAUUAGUUUUAGUAACGUGUUAUUGUUCAAAUACAUUCCAAAGAUAGUUUCCAUGUUGUUGGAUAACAAUUCAAAUAACUGUCAGUUGACGGCAGCUAUUUCAUCAUUACAAAAAGAACAAGACGAAAUUUCCAUAGUUCGUGAAUUCGCCAAACACGCGAAAUUACAACGAAAAAUCAAUAAACUCACGGAAGAGUUGAAAAGCCAAGUGAGAAACAAUAUGACUAAAAAAUUCAAGAUGAAGUUUAUUUGCAACAUAUUGUUGUACGUCCUAUCCGGCGUUUCUAACGUUUUGUUCGUGAGCUACAACUAUAGACGAGCCGUGGUGAGCGAGUUGCCAGAUUGGUUUUCACCGGUGUCGUGGUUGAUACAAUGGCCUCUGACCGAAGCGGGAACGAUGAGCUUCUUUUUCUGGUUCGGCGUGACCAACUGCGUGGCCAGACUCGCCACGAACAGUGUACUGUUAUGAGUACGUGCACAACUUGACAAAAGCAACAACAAUAGGGUGGUGACGGCAUCGGUAUCCGUCUGGGGGAAAAAAAACAUGUUAUAUUGCCAAGAAAUUUGUCGAUAGUUUUGAUAUCACGUUUGAGCAUGUAAUUGAAAAUCACCGGGAAUAGUUUCUCGUGUUGAAACAAAAUGUUGUAAAUAAUGUUUUCGAAUCGUAUUUUAUCUGUCGCAAAAAAAAACUACACUAAAAUAUACUCCGAAAGUAUUAACGCGACUUUUUGACGAUUCGAAAACUUUGAUUAAACUUUUUUUUCUGCAUGUUCAAUUUUGUAAAUUUUGUAAAUAGUAAUUUAAAUUUUGUUGUUUAGUACAAAAUAUUUUGUAUAUUACUAAGUUGUUAACACGUCCGUUGGCGCAAAAAAAAAACCUCAUAAAAGUUUUUUAUUUUUCACAUUUUAUUCCACAAUGAAGAGAUAGCAUUUAUAGAUCAUUUUCAUCAAUCUUAGGUGAUUUUUUUCCUCAAAGUAUACCGAAACUUUAGAAUCGUUAACUUGGUGAUGUUUUUUUUUGUGUCGACGACGAUUGUAUAACGUCGUUGGCUAUACCGAUCUGAAGUGAACACUGCUUUCGAUUAUUGUAACUAUAAUAGUAUAUUAUUAACUGUUUUCUUUUUUUUUUUUUAUAAUAAAUCAAUUGGUUAUUAUUGUUGUUGUCUAUAAUAUUGUUGUUACGCAUUGUUUUCAUGUAUAAUCAUAGUACGCAUUAUACGAAUGUCAGUCUAUUUAAUGUUCUGUUACGUCUUAAGCGAACCAGCUACUAAAUAAAUUUUAACAUAAGCAAGUUUA
Messenger RNA from Adelges cooleyi (spruce gall adelgid), 1510 nucleotides. RefSeq names its product guided entry of tail-anchored proteins factor 1-like. The record is from RefSeq and is a predicted model, not a curated record. Gene Ontology annotation, biological process: tail-anchored membrane protein insertion into ER membrane. The transcript is spliced from 4 exons. NCBI's taxonomy places the organism in Eukaryota, Metazoa, Arthropoda, Insecta, Hemiptera, Adelgidae. Bases 169 to 684 code for a protein of 171 amino acids.